GAGAGCGGGCCGCCUUGGCCAGGGCGGCCCGCUCUCGGCGCUCGUUGGGGUAACCGGGGUAACCGAAGUCUGCCGAAGGAGUCGAAGCGGGAGCCGAGCGACCCCCGAACUGACAACCCGACGACAGAGGCAAACAAGCGAGCGAGACCACAAUAGGCAGACGACAACAACAAUAACAAAACGCGUAGUGUACUUCUUUCGCUGUGAAUUCAGAAUACAGUUAAACAAUGGACGCAAAUAUCGUGUUGCAAGUAGCCGCCGCAGCUGCGGCUUUGAUGGAAGAAGAGGAAGAGGAAGAAGAGAGACUUGCGAUCGCAGCAGCAGAGAUAGCUGCAGCUGAGUUGAUGGAGUUGGAGGAGGGUGAAGGGUUAGGUGGCGCCUCUUGGGUUAAAAUUACCACUGACAUAAAUGAGUUUCAUUUGAUGCCCGAUCCUUGUUUUAAGUUGCAUUUCCGCAUGUCAAGGGCUACAUUUGAAAGAUUGUGUACAGUUAUAAGAGAACACCUUAUCCUCAAAAGAAGGCUAAUCAGGGAACGUACACCCAUCCCAGAUAUAAUGUUGAUGGUUGUGUGGCUCCUUGCGACACCAGAUAGCUUCAGGAGUGUUGCACUGCAGUUUGGAGUAACGCCCGGAACAUUAUAUUACUUUUACUCUUAUAUAAUUCUGUCUCUGCGUGAAUUGGCAGAUAGGUACAUCACUUGGCCAACAGCAGAAGAGAGGGUAACAAUAAGGAAUGCAUUCCAUGAAGCCACAGGAUUUCCUGGUGUAGUUGGGUGUAUUGAUGGAACGCAUGUAUACAUUACUGCUCCAGUGCUGGGUGCUGCCUCAUACAAAAACCGUAACAGAUCUUACAGUAUUAAUGUGCAGGCUGUGGUCGACAACACCCUCUUAGUACGAGAUCUAGUAGUUGGUGAAGUAGGUAGCAUGCACGAUGCUCGUGUUUUUAGAAGAAGCAUCCUGCACCAUGAUUUGGUCGAAGGUACUCGUUUGACUGCAGAUGAGCACCUUGUAGGUGAUGGCGCAUACACACUCACUGAUUUUAUGAUGAUACCCUUUCCCAACAAUGGGCAUCUGAAUGCAGAGCAGAGGAAUUUUAAUCGCAGAUUGUCUCAGUCCAGAGUGAGAGUUGAGAAUGCCUUUGGACGAGCAAAAGGAAAGUGGCGUAGGCUAAAAUUCCUCCAUGCCAGAAACCAAGCAAUUGUUGUGGAUCACAUCACUGCAUCGUUUGUGCUACACAACUUCAUUAUUCUUGGAGGAGAGGAUAUGUUAGAUCAUGAAGAGCUUGGGAGGCCCAUUCACGCCAAUGAAGUUUUGGGAAAUGAAGUGCAUGAGCCUGAUGAAGAGCUUGAAGACAUCAAUGAUGAAGAGCAAGCAGCACAAGCCAGAGGUGUCGAAAAACGAAAUUUUCUCAUGGAAAUACUGGGAAACUUGUAAUUAAUUUGCUCUAUCAUAUUAUUAUUCUGCUGUAGAAAACGUUUGCUAGUCAAAUCUGUGAUUGCAAACUCACAUUCAAAGCACCUUGCUAAACUUCAUUUAUAGUCUAUUUAUGUUUUAAACUUAAUUUUAAUGAUUACGUGUAGUCUACAAUUAAUACAGUAAGAAUCUUAUGUUUAUUGCUUUGUUCCUUAUUUAUUCAUUACUGCACAGGGUUUUUUAGGAUUUUUUUCCCUCUUGACUUUAUCUUUUGAUUCAGUUAUUUUAAGUGGAGCUUACAGUUCCCAACUCUGUUUUCUUAUUUAUUGUUGUUUAAGCAGAUCAUAACAUAAAACUGAAAUGAAUCUUAGUAUUAAUGCAGAGCAUUAUAUUUUUAAUUAAGUUUUCACUCAGGCAAAUAUGCUCCAUAAUAUAUUUUUUGAAAAUAAUCGGUAUGUUUUACCUUAUCAAAUAUUUUUUGAUAUUGGGUGUUGUUGUUCAGUAGGUAAAGGUUUGUCCAAGAGAAGAGCUGCUGGGCGCAUGUACAAGGGUUUUAAUGUUCCUUGGGUAUCACAAAGGGCUUUGACAGCACAACAAAUGAAAUUAUAAUUGAAUAUUCCAAAUACAGAACAGUAGAUUGGCAUAUGGCAUAAAGAUUUACCAAAUGUGUAUGUUAGAAAAUUAAGUAUUGAUAUUUGAAAUUAAAAUUUCUUGUUUUGCCGGA
This is a messenger RNA of Frankliniella occidentalis (western flower thrips), 2136 nucleotides long. RefSeq lists its product as uncharacterized. The transcript has 5 exons. The record is from RefSeq and is a predicted model, not a curated record. Lineage: Eukaryota; Metazoa; Arthropoda; Insecta; Thysanoptera; Thripidae. The coding region runs from base 228 to 1433 and encodes 401 amino acids.